Molecule: messenger RNA, 1727 nt
Organism: Mizuhopecten yessoensis (Yesso scallop)
Lineage: Eukaryota; Metazoa; Mollusca; Bivalvia; Pectinida; Pectinidae
Product: rab11 family-interacting protein 3-like
Exons: 4
Coding region: 138-923 (261 amino acids)
Source: RefSeq, a predicted model, not a curated record
UUUCUCUAUAAAACCCCGCGAUAAUCUCGUCUACAGCACAACUCUCUUAGUGUUAUACGCCGGCAACUCUCAUUUCGAAAAAGAACGGGGAACCAUCCUAAAUCUGAAGUUUUUCCCAGAGAAGCUAUCUUGCAGACAUGAGGUGUGUUUGGAUUUCAAUUGUUGCUGUUAUUUGUCUAGCCUCUUUUGGUUCCACGGCACCUGCAGGUGUGUCACUGAAGAAAAGGGAGGCCGACGCACCAGCCGUUGUAUCUCUGAAGAAGAGGGAGGCCGAUGCACCAGCCGUUGUAUCUCUGAAGAAGAGGGAAGCCGACGCACCUGCCGUUGUAUCUCUGAAGAAGAGGGAGGCCGAUGCACCUGCCGUUGUAUCUCUGAAGAAGAGGGAAGCCGACGCACCUGCAGUUGUAUCUCUGAAAAAGAGGGAAGCUGACGCACCUGCCGUUGUAUCUCUGAAGAAGAGGGAAGCUGACGCACCUGCCGUUGUAUCAUUGAAAAAGAGGGAAGCCGAUGCACCCGCCGUUGUAUCGCUGAAGAAGAGGGAAGCUGACGCACAUGCGGUUGUAUCUCUGAAGAAGAGGGAAGCUGACGCACCUGCCGUUGUAUCUCUAAAGAAGAGGGAAGCAGACGCACCUGCCGUUGUAUCUCUGAAGAAGAGGGAAGCCGACGCACCCGCCGUUGUAUCGCUGAAGAAGAGGGAGGCCGAUGCCCCAGCCGUUGUAUCUUUGAAGAAGAGGGAAGCCGACGCACCUGCCGUUGUAUCUCUGAAGAAGAGGGAGGCCGAUGCACCUGCCGUUGUAUCUCUGAAGAAGAGGGAAGCCGACGCACCUGCAGUUGUAUCUCUGAAAAAGAGGGAAGCUGACGCACCUGCCGUUGUAUCUCUGAAGAAGAGGGAGGCCGAUUUCCAACCACCAGUUUCUCUUUAGAGGACAAAAUGCCACCAUGUGCGUCCUGCAAGAUAAUUUAGUCCAUGUUUUCUGAAGAAUGCCUAUGGAAUGUGAUGAAACCAGUAAUGACAGUUGUUUUGUGUAGAUACGAUACAGAAGUAUUUUAACUGAAUUUCUCAUAGAAAUAUUCGCAACACUUCAAACUUCAUAGGCUAUCAAUUGCAACUGUCUAAUCAAGCCAAAUUAUGUGUAUAAUGUACCUCUUCGCACGGAAGAUAAACAUGAAUGACUGCACACAACUUUGGCCUACACAGACAGGGUAUUUUUAUCAGAAGUUAUGUCCAUCAUGUAUGAAAAUAUCAUCUCCAUUGUUUGUUAUACAAGCGAUAUGUGAACCAGAGAAGAAGGGGAUGAAAAUCAACUUCUUCUGAAUGAAUGUACACCUGGAAUGUGUGAACACCAUGUGAUCAGUAUUAGGAAUAAACAGGUUUCCGGUUUAAACAGGUUCAAGUAACAUACCAUGUCUAUAUUGAGCCUAGUUUAACAUCUCGUCUAUCCUAGAUUAUAUACCGUUAAUAAUGAUGAAUACGUGAAUUGAUUGAACGAAUUUAUUAUGCACUCCAUGAUUUUUACCAAAGAUGUUACUUUGUUGAAACGUGUUUUGUGUGUUAUAUUGAUCCUCAUACUGUGAUAAGUUACUUAAAAUACAUGUAACUUUCGUGUAAUUGUAUAUGUUAUAUUCAAUGAAAUGCCAUGCCAACUUUACUUUCACAGAUAUAUUAGGCAUAGAUUGUUGAAAAUGUUCAAGUACCCACUUUUGAAUAAAAUAAAAUAAAAAUCUGA